AUGGAGCUUCUCGACCUACCUCCCGAGGUCUUUCAGCGUAUCAUGCAGAAGUACGUUGCAAAGGCCGGACUAUGCGACGCGUGGAAGCACAGAGAAGUCUGCAAAACUUUCAAUGUCUAUAUCACCGUGGAGAUCUUCAAACACCAACCGAUGAAGGUGUACUCUAGCCGCCGAAACCGUGGUUUGUUCCGAAAGGGAUUGACUGUCUUCCUCGAAUAUCGCCUCGAACACUUAUACGGCGCGCAUGAUCUCCUUCCUUCGGCUGUACGCAUGGCCGUCGCCAAAAUCAUUGAAAUCACUCAAGAGACGUCUGUUAAAGAGCGUAUAGAGCUCAACAAGGAAGUCAUUGCUGCCGUCGUAAAGUUCUGGAAAAACGUACAUGUCGCCGCGAUCAAACCGUCCAAAUGCACGGAAACGGGUUGCUCCAAAGAUACAGAUGAUGCUCGUCUACUCUGUCUGGUGGUUGGCAUGGGAAGAUUAGACCUGACAAGGAGUGUGCUUAAGCACUGCACAGAUCCAUGGAGUGAGGCAUAUUGCUUGGGCUCUCCUGUCGACGUGGCCGUCCGUGCCAGGGAUCUAGCCGCCGUAGAAUUGCUCCUCACAGACACUAGAUCACACAAGCGCACGAAAUCUUCGAUUUUUUCACGGACAAUCGACAGAGUUUUUCAUGCGCAAAAGGACGAAUCAAAAGUAGACUUCUUGGAAAAACUUCUCUCCUUAUAUUGCACCUUCCUCGGCCGACCCCGUACGGAGUAUUGUAUUCGGUGGCUUGGAUAUGCCCACCAUCGAGGAGCCAUAAGCAUUUCCAGAAAGAUACUAGACAUGGGAUUCAACUCUGCCCUGGCAGCCGAAUAUCGCCCUUGUCUUUUUGAGUGGUGGGGUGAAAAACCAGAUCGGAUUACUAUGAAGCUGUUCGUUGAAAGGAAGGUUUUUGAUAUGGCCAAAACAUACACCUUCAGGAGUACACGGAGUGACUCUCUUCCUGUCAUGAAUGACGAAUCCGUGCUGUAUUACGCUGUCCGUCUCGGCGAUGCAGAUCUGGUACAACUCGCUCUCAGGUCCGGUGCAGACGCGAACGGUGCAAUUAAUUCCAGUGGGAUUCGCGAGUAUCCUAUCCGUCAAGCUAUCACAAAUUCGAACUGCGAAGCCAAGAUUCUUGAGCUCCUCCUUGCGUAUAACGCUGAUCUUAUCGGAGUCGACCCUUUCUUCGGUAAACAUAAUCUGGAGAAAUGCCAUAUUGAAUCUACGAAAAGAAAAUUGCUUGAGGAGGCUAUCAAACGCACCGACAACAAUUAG
This is a messenger RNA of Didymosphaeria variabile, 1296 nucleotides long. RefSeq lists its product as uncharacterized. The transcript is spliced from 2 exons. The record is from RefSeq and is a predicted model, not a curated record. Gene Ontology annotation, molecular function: protein binding. Bases 1 to 1296 code for a protein of 431 amino acids. Lineage: Eukaryota; Fungi; Ascomycota; Dothideomycetes; Pleosporales; Didymosphaeriaceae.